Messenger RNA from Puntigrus tetrazona (Sumatra barb), 1883 nucleotides. RefSeq names its product uridine phosphorylase 2 (gene upp2). Gene Ontology annotation, cellular component: cytosol; cytoplasm. Gene Ontology annotation, molecular function: uridine phosphorylase activity. Bases 181 to 1122 code for a protein of 313 amino acids. The transcript has 8 exons. The record is from RefSeq and is a predicted model, not a curated record. Lineage: Eukaryota; Metazoa; Chordata; Actinopteri; Cypriniformes; Cyprinidae. Gene Ontology annotation, biological process: uridine catabolic process; nucleotide catabolic process.
UCCCCAUAUAACCAAUCAAUGCAUUUCGAGCUAAAUAUAAGAGCUUGUGUAAGAGAGGCACAUUUUUAUUUUCCUGAUGACACAAAAGUGUACAUAGUACAUUAGCAGUAGCAAAACCAAAAGGAUUAAAGGAUAUCUUUGACAAAUACAGCUGCUGCAAGAUUGACGAGAACUGCAACCAUGGCACCUAUUUUACUGAACAGUAUGGGAAAUGAACACAGCGAUUACAUUCAACAAGUGGAGUAUGUGAAGAACCCUCAUUUGGACAGCAUGGAAGAGGACAUUUUGUACCACUUCAACUUGGGCACCAAGACCCAUGACCUGCCCCAGAUGUUUGGGGAUGUGAAGUUUGUUUGUGUUGGUGGAAGUCCCAAUCGAAUGAGAUCUUUUGCCCAGUUCAUGCAUGAGCAGCUGGAGCUGCCCGGCAACAUGGAAGACAUCAGAGAUAUCUGUGAGGGAACGGACCGAUAUUCCAUGUAUAAAGUGGGACCGGUGCUGUCCAUUAGCCAUGGCAUGGGUGUUCCUUCCAUCUCCAUCAUGUUGCAUGAGCUCAUUAAAUUGCUCUAUCAUGCUCGUUGUCGUGAUGUCAUCAUCUUUCGCAUCGGCACUUCAGGCGGAGUUGGUCUGCCUGCAGGCACUGUAGUGAUCACAGAUAAAGCUGUAGACUCAUUCUUCAGGCCCCAGUUUGAGCAGGUGGUUUUGGGAAAGGUAAUCAUCAGAAACACAGAACUAGAUCAAGAUGUGGCCCAAGAGCUGCUGCAGUAUUCCUCAGAGCUUCCAGAUAUCCCCACUGUUAUUGGAAACACAAUGUGCACACAUGACUUCUAUGAAGGUCAAGGGCGACUGGACGGGGCACUGUGCUCCUUUUCCACUGAAGAAAAAUUGGAAUAUCUAAGAAACGCCAGCGAGGCAGGUGUCAGGAACAUUGAGAUGGAAUCCACUGUCUUUGCUGCCAUGUGUCGUGUCUGCAACCUUAAAGCUGCAGUGGUGUGUGUGACUCUGCUCAACCGGUUUGAGGGGGACCAAAUUUCUACACCUCAUGAGGUUCUCCUGGAAUAUCAGCAGCGACCACAGUGCCUUGUGGCUCAUUUCAUUAAGAAACGCCUCAGACUUGUGUCAUAAAAUCCUAUAAUGAACAUAUCUACAGCAGGGGUACCCAAUCCUGCUCCUGACAAUCGUCUCUCCUGCAAAGUUCAGCUCCAACUCUCAUCAAACAUACCUUUAUGAUUUGCUUCAGGUGUGUUUGAUUAGAGCUGAACUUUGCAGGACAGUCGAUCGCCAGGAGCAGGAUUGGGCACCCCUGAUCUACAGUGUACAUAAUAGUGUUCAUAGUGUGUUGUGUUAUUUAAAGGUGACAUUCACAUUUCCUAAACCUUCCCCAGCUGACUUCCUUACAAAUCAUCUCUAAUGAACACCUUGCUUUAGUAGUUACUAACAUUAGUACUAAAAAAGUUUGUAUUUUAAGUUGUUAAUCAACAAUAUGACUUAAAUUAUAUGUAUGGUGAGUUUUCACACUCACCUUUUACACUGUACAUUUUUUUAUUAUUAUUCUAAGUAUUUUUUUUAGUAACAUAUUGUUGAAGGUAGCUUUGGUGUUUAAGCAGAAAUAAACUAAGGUAUAUGUUAAGUUUAUGAAAUGAGUCAUGUGGGUUUGUACUUGAACACUUGCUCCUUUUUAUGCAAUAUAACAAACGGGGACACUUAAUUUCUAGCGAUUAUUGUCGAUUUUAUUUACUGCAUUUAAUAACAAAUAGUUUAAUCUUGUCAUUAUACCUAUUACCAUUGUAUACCAUUGUGUUCUCCUAUUUGAUACUGUUCAUUGCUUUGAUACAAUCUGUGCUGUUAAAAGUGCUAUAUAAAUAAAAGUUAUUGAUUGAUGGAAA